GUUCUUUUUAUCCCUUUCAUUUUUCCUGCUCAAAUCAUUUUCUCUCCACUGUUCAUGGAUUCCAGAGCCACAACAACAAUUCGGGUUUCGUGAUUGGUGAGUUUUGGGAGAGAGGGAGCGAGAGAGGAACAGAACUGAAGGGCGAUUACGUGUUUCAUGGGCAAUACCUGCCGUGGAUCUUUCAAAGGGAAUAUAUUUCAGGGCUAUAGCCAGCCCGAGGACAGCUCAACACUCUAUUCUAAGCGCAAUAACAGCGGUUCUUCAGCCCGAUCGAAUUCUGAUAUUUCCCCUACCAGUAUAAACACUCACAAUUUGAUUGCACAAGAGUUUUCCAAAGAGAACAAGACGAAAUCCAAGGAUAACGAUUACAAUCAAGCCUUCUUAAGCCCCACCAAGAAAGACUUCACAAUGAGGAAAAGCGCUGAGAAUCAAGCAUAUUAUGUUUUGGGUCAUAAGACUGCAAACAUUCGAGAUCUCUAUACGCUCGGUCGGAAAUUAGGACAGGGACAGUUUGGAACUACUUAUUUAUGCACUGAGAUUACCACUGGCAUUGAGUAUGCUUGUAAGUCUAUCUCGAAGAGGAAGUUGAUUGCGAAGGAGGAUGUCGAGGACGUUCGACGGGAGAUUCAGAUCAUGCACCAUUUGGCAGGCCAUAAGAAUAUUGUAACCAUCAAGGGUGCUUAUGAAGAUUCUCUGUAUGUUCAUAUUGUAAUGGAGCUUUGUAGCGGCGGGGAGUUGUUCGACAGGAUCAUCCAUAGGGGACAUUACAGUGAGAGGAAAGCUGCUGAGUUAACCAGGAUUAUCGUCGGGGUUGUCGAGACUUGCCAUUCGCUUGGAGUUAUGCAUAGAGAUUUGAAGCCAGAGAAUUUCUUGUUGGUUAACAAGGAUGAUGACUUCUCUCUUAAAGCUAUUGAUUUUGGCCUCUCUGUUUUCUUCAAACCAGGUCAAAUCUUCACUGAUGUUGUUGGAAGCCCAUACUAUGUUGCUCCAGAGGUACUUCUUAAGCACUAUGGACCGGCAGCGGACGUGUGGACUGCAGGAGUUAUCUUGUAUAUAUUGCUGAGUGGUGUGCCACCAUUUUGGGCAGAAACUCAACAAGGAAUAUUUGAUGCUGUGCUGAAGGGACAUAUCGACUUCGACUCAGACCCUUGGCCCCUAAUAUCUGACAGUGCAAAGGAUAUUAUCAGAAAGAUGCUAUGUUCUCGACCAUCUGAUCGUUUGACUGCUCAUGAAGUAUUAUGCCAUCCUUGGAUUUGCGAAAAUGGGGUUGCUCCUGAUAGGGCUCUAGAUCCUGCCGUACUUUCUCGACUCAAACAAUUCUCUGCAAUGAAUAAGUUAAAGAAGAUGGCAUUACGAGUGAUUGCUGAAAGCCUCUCUGAAGAGGAGAUUGCUGGCCUUAGAGAAAUGUUUACAGCUAUGGACACUGAUAACAGUGGCGCAAUUACCUUUGAUGAACUCAAAGCUGGUUUGAGAAGAUAUGGUUCGACCUUGAAAGAUAUUGAAAUACGCGACCUUAUGGAUGCGGCUGAUAUUGACAAUAGUGGGACUAUUGACUAUGGAGAAUUUAUUGCUGCAACCAUUCAUCUCAACAAACUAGAGCGUGAAGAACACCUUGUUGCAGCAUUUCGAUACUUUGACAAAGAUGGAAGUGGUUACAUCACAGUUGAUGAGCUGCAGCAAGCUUGUGCAGAACAUAAUAUGACCGACGCAUACCUCGAGGACGUAAUCAGAGAAGUCGACCAAGAUAAUGAUGGAAGGAUCGAUUAUGGUGAGUUUGUUGCCAUGAUGCAGAAAGGCAAUGCAGGAGUUGGAAGACGAACUAUGAGAAACAGUUUGAAUUUGAGCAUGAGAGACGGACCCGGUGCUCUUUAGCCUCCGAACCACACGCUUCAGUAAAGGUUGUACAGCCAGUUGUCGAAUUGAGGAAUUGAUACUUUCCCGACACGAAUGAGCUCCUCUUCCUCCUAGCUUCAAGGAUCACGGCGAAGGAUUUCUGCUUGAGUAUUUCCCUAAUAUAUUUCCUUCUCAUUGCUGUAUAGCCAAAUGGUGAUGUGGUUAGAAAUAUGAACUCCCGAGUGUGAAUGUGCAAGAGAGAUGUUCGAGUUGCUAGGGUUCUUUUGCAUAACAUUUUCAUUUGGGGAUUAUUUAUCUGUUUGUAUAGAUACUCUAUCUUCUUCUACCUCUGCUUCAAAUUUCAUUACAAUAUUGUAACUUUUCUCCAUUGCUAA
Cucurbita pepo subsp. pepo (vegetable marrow) is the source of this 2228-nucleotide messenger RNA. RefSeq names its product calcium-dependent protein kinase 26. NCBI's taxonomy places the organism in Eukaryota, Viridiplantae, Streptophyta, Magnoliopsida, Cucurbitales, Cucurbitaceae. Gene Ontology annotation, molecular function: ATP binding; calcium ion binding; protein kinase activity. The record is from RefSeq and is a predicted model, not a curated record. Gene Ontology annotation, biological process: protein phosphorylation.